This is a messenger RNA of Racocetra persica, 128 nucleotides long. Lineage: Eukaryota; Fungi; Glomeromycota; Glomeromycetes; Diversisporales; Gigasporaceae. The record is from the annotation of a GenBank genome assembly.
CAGGAGUUCAAACUACUUCUCAUGUUGAAAGUUUGAAUCAUAUUAUCAAGAAUGUACUAUCAUCAAGUAGUACUCUAUGUGACCUUGCUAAUGCUAUUGAAGAAAAACUUAAAGAUAAGGCACAAUAG